AUGCGGAUCACUUUCGUUUCCUCUGGUCCUCUGCAACUUCUCUCCUCACCACCCCUUCCCCCGCUUCCCCCCGGUCGGCCCCCCUUUCCCUGUCCGCUCUCCCUUUUCCACUCUCGCCACUCUCCCUGCACACUCCCCUCUCUCCCUGCACACUCCCCUCUCUCCCUGCACACUCCCCUCUCUCCCUGCACACUCCCCUCUCUCCCUGCACACUCCCCUCUCUCCCUGCACACUCCCCUCUCUCCCUGCACACUCCCCUCUCUCCCUGCACACUCCCCUCUCUCCCUGCACACUCCCCUCUCUCCCUGCACCUCCCCUCUCCCUGCACACUCCCCUCUCUCCCUGCACACUCCCCUCUCUCCCUGCACACUCCCCUCUCUCCCUGCACACUCCCCUCUCUCCCUGCACACUCCCCUCUCUCCCUGCACACUCCCCUCUCUCCCUGCACACUCCCCUCUCUCCCUGCACACUCCCCUCUCUCCCUGCACACUCCCCUCUCUCCCUGCACACUCCCCCUCUCUCCCUGCACACUCCCUCUCUCCCUGCACACUCCCCUCUCUCCCUGCACACUCCCCUCUCUCCCUGCACACUCCCCUCUCUCCCUGCACACUCCCCUCUCUCCCUGCACACUCCCCUCUCUCCCUGCACACUCCCCUCUCUCCCUGCACACUCCCCUCUCUCCCUGCACACUCCCCUCUCUCCCUGCACACUCCCCUCUCUCCCUGCACACUCCCCUCUCUCCCUGCACACUCCCCUCUCUCCCUGCACACUCUCCUCUCUCCCUGCACACUCCCCUCUCUCCCUGCACACUCCCCUCUCUCCCUGCACACUCCCCUCUCUCCCUGCACACUCCCCUCUCUCCCUGCACACUCCCCUCUCUCCCUGCACACUCCCCUCUCUCCCUGCACACUCCCCUCUCUCCCUGCACACUCCCCUCUCUCCCUGCACACUCCCCUCUCUCCCUGCACACUCCCCUCUCUCCCUGCACACUCCCCUCUCUCCCUGCACACUCCCCUCUCUCCCUGCACACUCCCCUCUCUCCCUGCACACUCCCCUCUCUCCCUGCACACUCCCCUCUCUCCCUGCACACUCCCCUCUCUCCCUGCACACUCCCCUCUCUCCCUGCACACUCCCCUCUCUCCCUGCACACUCCCCUCUCUCCCUGCACACUCCCCUCUCUCCCUGCACACUCCCCUCUCUCCCUGCACACUCCCCUCUCUCCCUGCACACUCCCCUCUCUCCAGGCACCCCCCCUGUGUGACCUUCCUGGACGUGGAAGAGGGCAGCCCGAGGUCACUGUUAUGCUCACCAACACUUCUGCCCAUCCACCUCCCUCCUUCCCUUCCCCCACCCUCUCCCCCUCCCAUCAGGCACCCCUGUGUGGCCUUCCUGGACAUGGAUGUGGGGCAGCCCGAGUUCACUCCGCCCGGCCUCGUCUCGCUGCACCUCCUCUCCCACCCCGUCUUUGGUACUUCCCCUCAUCUCCCCUACCUCCUCUCUCUUCUUCUAACUCCUCUCCAUGCCUUCCUCUCUCGGAAUUCCCUCCUCUCCCACCUGAAACGUCUUUCUCCAUCCUUUCCCCGUCAGCACAUCAGCACCCACCUUACCCUGCGUUUAUUCACAUUCCACCUGCCAUGCCUUCUCACACUCCCAUGCCUUCUCACACUCCCAUGCCCUCUCAUAAUGCCAUUCCUUCUCACACUCCCAUGCCCUCUCACAAAUGCUAUUCACAUGCUGCCAUGCCCCCUCACAACACCAAGCCUUCUCACCUGCACAGCGACAUCAGCCCUGCCUCCCCCCUUUACCCGCCCCCUUUGCCACCCCGCCCUGCAUCAGCGCACCCCCCUGGCAAGCCAUCUGUACGGCGACAUCAGCCCCGGCAGCGACCCCGCGCUGUACCUGCGCCAGCUCUUCUCUCUCUACGACUGCUUCAGACAGAACUACUAUGAUGGGCACGGGGCGGCGGCACUGCCACUGGUGAUCAACACACACGGGUGGAUCAAAGGAAUCGGGUAUGACGCCCUGGUGGAUCUGAUCCGUUGCGUGGCGCCCACACACGUCAUCCCUCUGCUCGUCCCCGAUGCAGCUGACAACCUGCCUGGGGGCCACUUCUGGCAGCCGGGGGGGGGUCGCCCCCGAGGAUAUCAACCCCAGGCUUCACUCCUCACUGCUUAA
Messenger RNA from Closterium sp. Yama58-4, 2175 nucleotides. Lineage: Eukaryota; Viridiplantae; Streptophyta; Zygnematophyceae; Desmidiales; Closteriaceae. The record is from the annotation of a GenBank genome assembly.